AUGACUCCCAGCAGACCAUACGUCUCCUUGUUCCCAAACAGCAUUAUCGACGUCGACUUGUGGAACCGCUUCGUGGAAGAUGAGGAAAUCACAGCUGACUGUCCACCUCCAGUCAAGGACGUUCUUGAUAUGGCUUCCACAAAACUUUCCAGCUCAAAGUCUUCCAGCGUUAGCUUGACCACGUCUGAUCAAGAACAGGCGGUCACUUAUCUCUUAGAACAGUCAAUCGAAAGUAUUCUUCAUGAUCUUCUUCUCGACAUCCACCAAGAUGAAAAGAUCGCUCGCAUGCAGACUGCUGUCCUUGAAGUCGAGCAGAGGGCUGAGAAACUGGGUCACAAAACCUCGAAAGGCACUGAAAACACUGACGAUAUCGAACCUGGCACUGUCGAAACUGACGCUGCCGUGUUCAAGUCCGGUCUGGUACAGCUCAAAGGAAACCCAAUGAAGACGGUCAAGCAUAUCAGAUGCCCGAAUUGUGGUCUCCGCCGUUUGCUAUAUCCCCGUGUCGGCUACAACUCUCGCCCUGUCCCAGAUGCCAGUGAACAGUACUGCAAAACCGAACCUAUGAUUGUUCUUGACAAACACGAUGUGCAUGGCCAACGCAAGAAAGGCGUCAAAGUCAAGGGUCAGGCCAAAGGCAGGAAAAACAAAAAGAAAGAUGACCCCAGCUCGCCGGCUGCGUCUGAGAACUCUGACCCACUGACUCCAUCAUCGUCUAUGCCCACAGAGUCAUUUGAAUUCAAAGAGAUCGACUAUCCAGCUGCCAAAUGCCCCAACCGUGACUCCCACCUUGGGGACCACUGGAAAUCCGUCAAUGUCUUCGCCACACAUCUCAAUGGAAGCUGCUACCUCAAGAAAGAUCGGGCUGCUGGCCGCGAAGCGAACGCAAAGAUUGGUGGUACUCCACGCGACAGCAGAGCCAGUUCACCCAAACCAAGCACGAACGGCGGUGUCAAGAGAAAGGCAGACGACGACGACAAGAGCAUCGCCGGGGCCGGCACGAAGAACAAGAAGCAGAGGACCGGCGCAGAGGGAAAGAGGGGAGACAAAAAGGCUCCUCCGAGCAAGUUGAAGGAAGUCAACAAUGUUGACGAUAGCAAGGCGGGCGCAAGCCCAGCCAAAGAGGCCAAUGGUGACGUGGCGGUCCAAGCGACGCCAACCAAGGCGACAAGAGAUGCGAGCUCCGAGCCACAAAUCAAGCUCAAGAUCAAGGCCGCGGGCGCCGGUGCUGCAGAAGGGGCCGCUCGCAAGAAGCCGAGCAAGGCCGGCAAGAAGGAAAAAUAA
Messenger RNA from Cladophialophora bantiana CBS 173.52, 1284 nucleotides. RefSeq lists its product as uncharacterized. Bases 1 to 1284 code for a protein of 427 amino acids. The record is from RefSeq and is a predicted model, not a curated record. Lineage: Eukaryota; Fungi; Ascomycota; Eurotiomycetes; Chaetothyriales; Herpotrichiellaceae. The transcript is spliced from 2 exons.